CUUAAACUCUCUCUUCUCUCUCAAAAAUCAAACACAGAGAAAUUACCCAAAGAAAAUGUCAGAGGCUAAUGCAUACGCAGCUCUCACCAAGGCUUUCUCAGGACUUGGUGUGGAUGAAAAUUUAUUCAUCUCAACACUGGGAAAAUGGAAUCGGCAUCAGAGGGAAAUCUAUAGGGUUAGCACCCCUGGAUUCUUCAAAGAAGAUGAACGCCAAUUCCAGAGAUGGGACGAUCACCAUAUCCUACAGCUUCGCCAAGAAUUUUUGCGUCUUAAGGAUGCAGUGGUAAUAUAUACAAUGCACCCAUGGGAAAGAGAUGGUCGUUUGUUUAAGGAGGCAUUGUUAUUGAAAGUACCUCAACUUAAUGUUCUAAUUGAGACUGCUUGUACUAGAUCUUCUGAAGAGCUUUUGGGAGCAAGAAGAGCCUAUCAUUCCCUUUUUGACCACUCAAUUGAGGAAGACAUUGCUCACCGUAUCCAAAAUCCUGAAAGAAAGCUUCUAGUAGCUCUAGUGACUUCUCACCGUUAUGAAGGGCCAAGAGUAAACGACGAUCUUGCAAAAUCUGAGGCUAAGGUAUUUGUGAAUGCACUAAAAGAUGCUAAGAAGAAUCUCGUUGAAGAUGAUGAGAUUAUGAGGAUCCUUUCACACAGAAGCAAGCUUCAUCUUAAGGCUCUCUAUAAUCACUACAAGGAAAUGACUGGCAACUACCUGGACGAGGAUCUUGAUGGUGAAUUGACCUUGAAACAAGUUGUUCAAUGCCUUUGUUUACCUCAAACCUACUUCAGCAACAUAUUGAUCGCGUCCUUAAGAUUGGAUGUGGAUGAAUCUGCUAAAGACUCAGCCACUCGAGUGAUAGUUACAAGAGCAGAUGUUGAUAUGAAGCAAAUCAAAGAAGAAUUCCACAGCAAAUAUGGAACCACCUUACCUGCAAAGAUUGAAGAAGUUGCUAAUGGAAGCUACAAGGAUUUCUUGCUUACUAUAAUUUCAAAAUCUGACUAAUUAAUGUUGGCCAGAUUUUGGCAUUAUCCAAAUUUUCCAUCAAUUGUUGCAUGUUCUCAGAUGCUUGUUUUGCCCUCUGCUUUAAUUUGUUUUGAAGUCCUUUGCUCAAUACAUGUAUGAUUUCAAUGUUUCCAUUUCAAAUAAACAAUUUUAAUAUCAUAUUUUUCAGCUUCCUAAUU
Nicotiana attenuata is the source of this 1176-nucleotide messenger RNA. RefSeq names its product annexin D4-like. Gene Ontology annotation, molecular function: calcium-dependent phospholipid binding; calcium ion binding. NCBI's taxonomy places the organism in Eukaryota, Viridiplantae, Streptophyta, Magnoliopsida, Solanales, Solanaceae. The record is from RefSeq and is a predicted model, not a curated record. The transcript is spliced from 6 exons. Bases 56 to 997 code for a protein of 313 amino acids. Gene Ontology annotation, cellular component: cytoplasm.